Toxorhynchites rutilus septentrionalis is the source of this 1653-nucleotide messenger RNA. RefSeq lists its product as uncharacterized. The record is from RefSeq and is a predicted model, not a curated record. The transcript has 2 exons. The coding region runs from base 1 to 1653 and encodes 550 amino acids. Lineage: Eukaryota; Metazoa; Arthropoda; Insecta; Diptera; Culicidae.
AUGUCCGACCAGGAUUUUAGGAACGCAAUUCUCCGGCUCACUGAACUGGUAGCUAGCCAACAAGAGCAGAUUCAACUUCUCAACCGAACCGGUCAAGCCAACCAACCGGGAAGUGAGAAAAUCAUCGAAUCGUUGGCCACGGGAAUUGAAGACUUCUACUACGAUCCUGACGGUGGAGUGUUUUUCAAUGCAUGGUUCGCGCGCUACGAGGAUAUCUUCAAGGUUGACGGCAAGAAUCUGGACGAUCCGGCGAAGGUGAGGCUACUCUUGAGGAAGAUCGGCACCAAGUUCCAUGAGCGGUACGUAAACAGUAUCCUGCCAAAGUAUCCCCGCGAUUUCGGCCUGGACGACACGGUGAAGAAUCUUAAGAAGCUUUUUGGCCGCCAAACCUCGCUGUUUAACGAUCGCUACCGUUGUCUACAAUAUGUCAAGAACGAAGCAGACGAUUUUUCAAACAUCCGAACUCGAUUGAUCGGUAAGUUAGAAGCUGAAGAGCAUGUUCCGCCAGCAGACGGCACGAAGCUCACACUGGAAAAUCUCGUCGAGGAGUGCCAUCGGUUUAACAAUCUGAAGCAGGACACCAAGAUGGUAGAGAAGCCCGUUCCGGAAAAAUCCGUCGUCAACGUAGUUUCUACCAAGCCUGCUAAGAAGAAGCAACCGAAAUCUCCGUGCUGGUUCUGCGGGGAUUUACACUUUGUGAAGGAAUGCCCCUAUCAAGACCACAGCUGUAGCAAGUGCAAACGGAAGGGGCAUAAAGAAGGUUACUGCUCAUCCGUGGAAUCAAAACCGAAGUCUGCAAAGAAAUUCGAAAAACCGAAAUCCAAGGAAUAUGUGAAGUCCAAAGGAAUUUCGGUGAAACGCAUCGAUCUCCAAGGGAAGAGGAAAUACGUUACCGUCGGAAUCAAUGGCAAUGAUUCUGUUCUCCAGUUUGAUUGCGCUUCCGAUAUCACGAUCAUUUCUACGCAAACCUGGAAGGCGAUCGGAAAACCAGCCAUCAGCGAAACCGAAAUCACCGCCAUCAGCGCUUCCGGAAAUAAGAUCGACAUGACUGGAGAGUUCCUUGCUGAAUUAACCAUCCAAAGCGUGACGAAAGCAGGCAUUGUCUACGUGUCAUCAAGCUCCGAUUUGGAUGUCCUUGGAAUUGAAACAAUCGACUUAUUCGAUCUGUGGUCAAAUCCAUUCAGCUCGCUGGUUAAUGUUAUCCAUCAUAAUCCGGAAGACACUGAGCAAAAGCUGCGUACGAAGUUUCCUGAAGUGUUCCAGAGUACACUAGACCGGUGCACCAAAGCGAAGGUUAAACUCUACCUGAAGCCCGACGUCCGUCCAGUGUACUGUCCAAAGAGACCAGUUGCAUAUGCUGCCCUUCCAAAGGUGGAUGCCGAACUUCAACGUCUUCAAGACAAGGAAAUAAUCUCACCAGUGAAGUUUUCCGACUGGGCAACCUCGAUAGUCGUGGUCCGGAAGUCAGACAACGUUUCCGUCCGUAUCUGCGGCGACUAUUCUACAGGGUUGAACAACGCACUAGAAUCAGAUGCCCAUCCGCUUCCGCAUCCAGAUGAUGUUUUUGCUGAUCUGGCUGGCUGCCGGUAUUUCUCCCAACUCGAUCUACCUGAUGCGUAUCUGCAAGUCGAGAUUGAGGAGGAAUCUCAGUAG